CGCAUAUACGCUUGCCGAAAACUUGAAACGAAAAACGUUUUUAUCUCGGCGCGAGAUGUUCGCGAGUGCGUUUGACCCAUAUUUAUUUGGCACUUCUCUUGAAUUCGUGAUGGUGAUCAAAAAGUGUUGUGUGAUUAGAUGACGUGUUCUGAAGGUUACUAUAUACAAGUGUAUUUGUGCGGUUAUUACUAGUCAACGUAUUGUGACGUACUCGUUCUGCGACAGAAAAACUAAAUGCCAAAUUAGUGUCAAAAAUUACAUCUUAAUUACUGAACUGGAGUAAACUGUACCUGUCACCUGAAGAGGAUAAUUAUUUUCAACAUUUCGCGCCUCAGAAAUGAUUUGUAGGUGUUGAAUAGAUGAAAUAAAAAAAUCCUUUCGUUAACCUAAAAUAAAAUAGAGUGAAGAUGUGACCCAGAAACGUUGUUUGCGUUAGUGAUUGUGAAUAUAAUGUGCCAAAAAUGUGUUCUCGUGGCAUAACGUAGAGCGUAAACAGGAAAUUUUGUGUUUGAUCUGCAUUUUAAGGAAUAUUCAGAGAAACUGAAUUUUGCUCCGGAAUAUGCUGAGCUGGUUUAGUGAUAAUGUAGCCGAUUCUGAACCCGCUUCGAAGGACAUGACAGCAGUCAAUGCGGGUAUACAUGAGCUGGCAGGCGUCCGUCUUCCUUUACAACCUUACACGGGAGGCCAUGCUGUGUUUAUGUAUAGUACAGCAUCUGAUGGCAAUGUCACUCUGCAGCUCAAGGAACCUGACGAUCUCGACAAAAACAGUCUGGCAGCAAUGCUAGCUAAGCUGCAAGAUGACGCCUCGUUCUCCAUUUCAUAUCAGGACACCGAUAUCCUAUCUGAGGGCAUCGACGUACUGCUUGGCUCGGGAACAGCUACUUCAGGUGGGAGCGAUGCAGUCACAGCCACCUUCGAUCUCUUCGACUCGUCGAGUGGUCCAGACCUCACACUAUCCCCCCAGACCUUCACCAAUUCAGCCGAGGCCUUCAUCAAUGACAAUUCCAACAGCCUAGGCGUCCCGACGGAUAGCGAUGCAGAUUACAAACCCUCUUCUCAUAGAAGUCGAAAGGAUGAACAAGCUUCAGAGGAUGUAUCAACAACUACUACAGAUGAUAAAAAAUCUCCCAGUUCUUCGGAAUCAGGAAAGUCUUCGGCUAAACGUGCAAGACCUAAGCCUACAUCACCGAAUCGUCAGGGUCCUCAGCAAUGUCAGGUCUGUGCCAAAGUAUUUGGAAACGCCUCUGCAUUGGCAAAACACAAACUGACUCACAGUGAUGAAAGAAAAUAUAUUUGCAACAUGUGCGGAAAGGCUUUUAAGCGGCAAGACCACCUCAAUGGCCAUAUGCUUACGCAUCGAAACAAAAAGCCCUACGAAUGCAAGGCAGAAGGUUGCGGUAAGAGCUAUUGCGACGCUAGAUCAUUACGAAGGCAUACAGAAAACCAUCAUAGCUCAUCAUCAUCGACAACAGUUAAUACCACAAGUACAACUUUAUCACCGGCACAAGGAGCCGCUUCGGGAGAUGCUGCCUCACCGCACGGAUCCAGUUGCAUUCAGUACGCCCCGCCACCAACGACGAGCACAACUGCAACUACGACAUCUGUGACACCAAGCAGCGGCAAGAGUCAGUUACAGCAAUUGUUAGCCACGGAUCCAGCUAAGGGCGGCAACAGUGGCAACAAUGACGGGUUAACUAAACAACAGCUGGAUCUGAUACAUCAAAUAAUGGAACAAACGCAGAGACAAUCGCAGGCCGUGGCGGCUGCAGCGGCGGCCGUCUCGAAUAAAUCCACGACCGCCCCCAAAUCCACAUCCAGUAGCGCCGGGGGCAGUAAAUCGACCGGUCCAACUAAAAUGUCCGCCAAGGCGCAUCUGGCAAAGUGGAUGCCUACGGCCUUACAGGGAAUUUACCCAUACGCGACGAGUGGAAGCGGAAGUCCGAACUCUCCCGGAUCUCCAAAUUCAACAACUGAUAAAAUGAUCCCAAAACCGGUCGAGUGCAACCUGUGUCACAGAAAGUUCAAAAACAUCCCUGCCCUCAACGGCCACAUGAGACUUCAUGGGGGUUACUUCAAAAAGGACGCUGAGAGUAAAAAAUGCGAGAAAAAAGAAGCCGGUGGCCCGCCUUUACAAACGGCAAGUUUCAGUGUGCGAGCACUAAUCGAAGAAAAAAUAAUAAAUAAAAGGAUAACAACCCCUCAACCGGCGGAAGAACAAAAAUCCAACGCUCCACCUCUUUUUCCUUUAAACGUGCAUUCCUCUUCAUCUAGCAACACCGAUCUAGAGUCGAAAAUUUCGUCAUUUGUUGUUCCAGCUCCUCCUCAACAGAACGCAGAAAAAGCUCGAAGACAUUCCGAUGCGGAAACUUUCCGCUCAACUCAACAGGAGGCGCAAGCUUUGGCCGACCUUAUUCUUAAAAGAGAAAAGGCAACUGUAAAAAGAACUACCUCUGAUCCCGGCCAGUCUUCACCAAUAAUUCAGUUUCAAUCUAGUGAGUCCUUUACUUUAGCGAACGUUACCUACCAGUCAGAAGAAGCAGAGUUCAUAUCUUCGAGUCUGCAAGAAGGAGUUUUCACGCAAGAAAGCAUGCUUCUACAAGUUACAGGAGUCGAUCCUAGUCAGCUUGCAUCAAUACAAUUUCAAACCGAUACUCUCCUCCAAGAUCAGAACGACCAACAAAUACAAAAUUUCAAAAUCGAAGAUAUCUCACUGCAAGAACCAGUAGUUCAGCACUCCCCCUCCUACCAAUCCAAUCAUUCUGUUAAUCAAGAACUACAGGCCGUGCUAGAUUCUCCCUUACCGGAGAGUUUGGCGGAAUUCAGCACAUUUCAUUCGACGAACAGCAUUGAUAUGCCCUCUCCGAGUUACCAAACUCAAUCACCUGCUCAAUAUGCCCGAUCUCCACACACAAUUACUGCACAAUCACCAUUACAGAGUCCAUUGAUAAGGCAUGAUUCUCCAGGAUUUGCUUAUCCCACACCACCAGCGAGUCAUGAAGGCCAGAGUCCAGGAUUUGGGCAAAAUACAAUAUUGCCGAUGGUAUCACCUAAUGGACAAGAGUAUGGUCAGAUAGUAGAAAGAGGUGUUUAUGAGGAGCCACCACAAGCUUCUUCGCCGCUCUCUGCCGCAUUCUUCACCUCAACAAUGUCUAGUUCCGCAGCGGUAGAAGAAGCCUUGGAGGAGGUCUUACCUGGAGAGCCAAUUUAUCCACUUACAAAUUCUCCGUCACCUCAAUCACCACUCGGCUUAACACCUGUGCCAUCACCUAUUUCUAACAUCGUUACGACGACAGAUUCCCAACCACCAACGGCGACUAGCUUUUCACCAUCUCCGAACACCUCUACCUUUACUUUGUCCGGAAACUGGUGCAACGGCUUGAUGCUCCCGAACUCAGACGAUCCUCUCUUAUCCAGCAGCCCCAAAGAUUUUGUACCAAGGAAAAAAAUAGAAAUUAAUGGAGUACCUUUAAGGCUGAUAAGCAACAACGGCCUAAUCGAACUGAACAGCACGAAUUUUGCUGGGAUUCUUGUUGAUGCUAAUGGAGAAAUAAAGUUAAUACAAACUGGCGGAAAUACUUUCCAGACGAAGAAUAUUUUGGUAACGAAUACUCCUAUAAUCACUUCACAAGAAAGUGGUAGUGAAGACAAAAAGAAGGUGAUACAAACUGUACAAUGCACUAUUCCAACGAAACAAAUUAUUAACAGGCCUAAACCAGUAACCGAAAUUAAAAAAGAAGAUAACAACGACGUGUUUUUAAGUCCUACUUCGGUACCUGCUAGUCCGAUAAGAGUAUCUAGGAAAAGGCCUAGAGCGGAACCUCUUCCGUUACCUAUAAUACAUCAAUCCAAACUUAGAGCUACAAUAAGCAAGCCCCCUGGUUGUGCGAGAUAUACACCUCAACCAAUACUAAAUCCUCAGAGGCCAGGAACUGGUCUGUAUAUCAACCUUAAAAAUAAAUGUGAAGAUAGCUGGAACAACGAUUCAAUACCAGAGAGUGAUGCAACGCCUCAUGUGAAUGUGGGCUCCAAAUUCCAAUGUAAUAUUCCUCAGUUUUUCUCAAUACCCAAUCGGGGAAAAUCGGAACGACAAUAUGAAGACUUGCUGUGGGAUCCCGGUAUUAACAAUUGCACGGAUAAUGAAGUGGAUAUGUACCUGGAUUUUGCUUGUUGUGCUGCAGUGCCAGGUGGAGGAAGGAACAAGGAAUACGCUAUGCAUCUACUUCAUAUGUGUGGAGGAAACAUUCACGACGCAAUGCUGCGGCUAAUGCAACCUUCACCGAACCUUCCUACAGACCAUCCUCUUUUGGCGUAUCAAUAUUGUGAAAGUGACAAAUGGUCUACGACAGAAACUGACAUCUUCCACAAGUCGCUGCUCAAGUACGAUAAGGAUUUCCGCAAUAUUGCUCAAGAGAUUCGUACAAAAACUGUAAAGCAAUGUGUGCAAUUUUAUUACGUUUGGAAGAAAGUUUGUGCUGACGAAUAUCGAAAAUUAAAACAUACUCGAGAAAGAAGAAAUCACUAUCUUAAACAUGUAGAAGUUGAUUUGGAUGAGAAACUUUAUACAGGGAUAGCAGAUAGUGGCUCGCCAUUGCCAAUGCCAGAUACAAGGAGUUUUGUAUGUGAAUUUCCAGAUUGCUCAGCAAGCUUUAAUUCCCGCGCCGCACUGAAUGGUCACAUCCGGAUACAUGGCGGUACUGCAAGAAACUCGCCAACGCCGUCGUCUACUACGACGGAAAGGCGGUCGGUAUCGGUCAGUUCCUCCAGCGUCUGUCCGCCAGACUCAACCGAAGAGUACCCCUGCAAAAUAUGCGGGAAGUAAGUGUACAACAUUCGUCAUAAAACAACCGAAGAGUGUUCUCAAAAAUCAAAAGUCGUAGUGCACAUAUGAAGUCUCAUCGACCCCCUGAUGCCGAACCUGUCAAAAGAAAAGAAAAGGAGACCCCUUCAUCAACCAGUAGCUACGAACUUUCCGUGCCAAGUCCGUUUAGUACUUAGUCUUAGAGAAUAAAGGAUAAAUAAUUCAUUUUUAAAUAAACAAAAUUAAUCAAAAGCAGGUAAAGGGCAAUCAAAAAUAAAGAAUAAGAGUCAGAUCAAAAAACCACCUCACCUUUUCGAAGAUCAAAAUAUAGUAGAAGAAAUGACGAUUGUGAUAGAUGUACCUAUUAUACACUAAUCACAAAAAGUAUCGCAUAAUUUCUGAAACAGAAAAAAACAUAAUUUUUAAUUUUUAGCAGAAUUUUGUAAUACUCAAACUCAUUACAUUUCAAGUUGUAGCGUGUUUUUGCCAAAAAUAAAUACAUACAGUAAACAAACCGCUGUUAAAAGAGAAUAUAUCUGCAUGCUGGAGGUAAAGGGCACUAUGUCACAAAUUUGUAAUUUUACAGGAGAAGCAUUUUAAGUUUAUUUUUGUGUUUCUUUAUUCACAGGAUGUAUGUUAAUAUACAUUAUGUCACAGUCCCUUGUCUAAUUUAUUCUUCAGAUUGUUAACUUUCAAAAUUGUAUUACUUAACACAUAUUGUGAUAAUAAACUUGAUUUAUUUUAAUAAAAAAAAAUUAUAACACAAUGUAGUGGACAUAGUGCUGUUUACCUCUUCAAGGUCUUUUGGGUCAGGGUACUAGAUGUUUACUAAAAAUCCAUUAAACAAUGUUAAACUUUAAUUUGUUUCUCCUUCAUGACAAACAUUACAGGGUAAAGUGUAAUACUUUACCCUGCUUGUUUAAUACUGGUAGUCCAGAAAGCCACUGCGCAUCCGCUAGGAAAAAUAUUCCGAUUCGGGUUUUUGACACAAUCUUACUCAAAAUGGGCCACUCUUAACAAAUUUGCAUGUUGCCAGGACCAAAAGUGGGUCAAACAUUUUUUAAACGUUUGUUUUUGUAUUUUUCCUAAAAUUAUUUUUUUUUUGCAUGGGACAAAGUAUUUUUAAUACUUUCUCCCAUGGUUUUUUGGAUCAUUCCAAACAGAAAUGCUCUUUAGUGACUUUUCUCUAAAGUUGAUAGUUUUUGACAUAUAAGCGAUUAAAAAUUGAAAAAUUUUAACCCUCAAAAACUAUGUGAAAAACUGAAAAUUGGAACGUUGCCAAGGUAGGUAGAUAUUCUUUAGACAUCGAUUGAUGAAUUCCCGAAGAGUUUUUUGCAAUACAAUAUUCAAAACUCUUUUGUUUUUUAAUAACUAAUCAAGAGUGCCCGACACUAUUUUCCACCGUUGCAUGUGUAUACAGUAUGGUGCAAAUGAAAGGAACAAAUUCGUUAUUUUGUAAACCGGCGAC
Diabrotica virgifera virgifera (western corn rootworm) is the source of this 6266-nucleotide messenger RNA. Its product is annotated as serine-rich adhesin for platelets. Lineage: Eukaryota; Metazoa; Arthropoda; Insecta; Coleoptera; Chrysomelidae. Gene Ontology annotation, biological process: negative regulation of DNA-templated transcription; regulation of transcription by RNA polymerase II. The transcript is spliced from 23 exons. The coding region runs from base 560 to 4819 and encodes 1419 amino acids. The record is from RefSeq and is a predicted model, not a curated record. Gene Ontology annotation, molecular function: transcription corepressor activity. Gene Ontology annotation, cellular component: transcription regulator complex; histone deacetylase complex.